Punctularia strigosozonata HHB-11173 SS5 is the source of this 1965-nucleotide messenger RNA. RefSeq lists its product as uncharacterized. The coding region runs from base 1 to 1965 and encodes 654 amino acids. The record is from RefSeq and is a predicted model, not a curated record. NCBI's taxonomy places the organism in Eukaryota, Fungi, Basidiomycota, Agaricomycetes, Corticiales, Punctulariaceae. The transcript has a single exon.
AUGAUGCACUACACACUCCUUUCUUUCGUCGCGCUCGCGAUCCUCAUCACCAAGGAAAACACCUUUGCUGCGCCUCUGUCCGCUGAGCUUGAUAUCAACCGUGGAGCGCCGGCCUCUCCUACCGCCUCUUCGACGCCCUCGUCUCCCGCCAUCCCGGCCUCCUCGGGUGUCCCCGCUCCUCCCAGCUCGACUUCCUCCAUGACCUCCGAGGUGAUGCAGGAUGCCAAGACCACCAUGACGGAAGUGUCCCGGCUCCCCUGCAUGAUCUCCGACUACACCAUCGAAGAUCCUAACGACAUGAUCGCACAGGUGCAGAGUCGCGCGGUCACUCCUCCGGACGGCAUGUCCGCUUCCGACUUCAUCCAGCAGUUGAUACAGGAAUGCAACGUGAAUGCCGGUUCACCCAAUGGUCAAGGUGGCGCAGGCGCCGGCGGUUCCUCCACCGGUACCACCUCUUCUGGCAGUUCGUCGUCUGGAAACGCAUCCACUGGCAGUCCAUCUUCUGGCACUUCCUCUGGCAAUACAUCGUCGGGCCCUUCGUCCUCUGGUGAUUCUGGAAGUACUUCGUCCGGUGGCGACCCCUCAGGGCCGUCCUCCGGCAGCUCAUCUAGCGGAAACCCUCCGUCCGGUACUGCACCAUCGUCCAACGGACCAUCCUCGAACGGCUCUCCGUCCGGUUCUACGUCGUCCGGCGACGCAACCUCCGGCAAUGCAUCCCAAGGCGAUUCGCCAUCUGGUCAACAGCCUUCCUCUGGUUCUUCCUCCCCUGAAACACCCUCGUCAAGUGGAUCGUCCUCCGACCAGCAAACGACCUCGCCUGGAACCGAACAGUCUUCACCUUCGGGUCCUUCGUCUGAAGCCCAGGGUCAAUCCGGGGAUUCAACUGGACAAUCAUCCGGUGGUGAGCAGCCUGCAGGUUCAUCUGGCUCACCGUCUGGACAAGCAUCCGGUGCCGAGCAGCCCGCGGCUUCCUCUGGCCAAUCGUCCGACGCUGAGCAACCCGUGGCUUCAUCUGGUACACCGUCUGACUCACAGCAACCCGACGCUUCCUCCGGUUCAUCCUCUGGUUCUCAGCAACCUGCUGCUUCCCCCGACGCUUCCGACGCCUCCUCGUCUGGGUCUGGACAGUCUGCGGCUUCAUCUGACUCGUCUUCUGGAUCUCAGCAACCGUCUUCCGGUCCCGCGUCUACUAGCUCAUCCGCCGGAGAUCAGAAUGGGAGUGGAUCCCAAGACGGCUCGUCCGCCAACGCACCGCAAAGCCCCUCCCAGUCCAACAACUCUCCGGCGGACUCGUCAACAGGUCAGGGCGCUACUCAGGCGGGUGCUCCUUCUGAUGGUACAAGCUCCUCUAGCGGAGAUGACGCAGGUGCUAUCAUCGUCGACGUUAGCGGUGGUGUAGCCUCCGCGCAGACAGGCUCGGGAAUGGUCUCCGCCCCUAUGCCCGCGACCGCGUCCUCCCCGGAGUCUGAUGGAUCUGACCUUGGAACGAAUGGCGCUUCCCCUGGCACGGAUGGAUCUGCACCCGGGACAGAUGGAAAUGUCCCCGAUGCGGAUGGGUCUGCCCCGGCGUCGGCCGGAUCUGCCCCCGAUUCGAAUGGAUCUGCCCUCUCCUUGGAGGUAGCUGGCGACAUGACCCCGGAUAACUCAAAGCGCGCCAUGAGUGUUGGUGUAGGCGAAACUGUAGGCCCCAUGCCGAGCCUUAUGCGCCGCGCUACCUCGGCAACUGCUGCCCCUAGCUCGACCACUAGCGCAUUCCCUGGAUUACCCGUCCGUGCGCUCGCACCUUCCGUCGAUGCUGGAAUGACCAUCAGCCCCGUUCCGACUCUACUCGCGCGCUCGGUUGCCCCCUCUGUCGAUGCUGGAAUGACCAUCAGCCCCGCCCCGACAUUGCUGGAACGCUCGAUGUCCGAAAUUGCACAGUCCAGCACAACCGAAGCUUCUUCCAGUCUUCCGACUCUCCUCUAG